CUCCAGUUUACGGUUACUUCUGAACAAUCAUAUCCACCUCCUGAUUAUUAUUUUGAGUCUCUGUCACUCUCCGCCUCUGGCCGACUGUUAUUCGAGCGAUGAGCAUUGGCUCAUCCAAUGGCUAUAUUGCCGGGAUCUAUGGCCAUGGAGCAAAGCGAGCAACGCAAUAUCCACCCAUUUUUUCGAAAAGAUAUACCUACAAAUCUACCUCCGCAUAACCUCUCCCACAAUGCCUCGAUAUAUGAAAGUGAACCAUCCGUGAAACCCCAAUCCUCCGCCGGCAAUCAUGUUUCUCAGACGAUGAAUCCUCAAUUGACCGAUUCCCAAAACGCAUCGCCCAUGCUUGAGCACGACCCCAAUUUAGAUAGGAGGAAGAGGCGCAAAACGGACAAGUCAAACAAUAAGGGUGGGCAAAAUGGAUCGAUCGCGAGCUUUAUGGGAUGCAAGCAAACAGACGGCGCUUUCGAAAAUGAGAACAAUCUGGUGGAUAGAAUUCCUGCACAAGAGAAAACACAACCAACUCCAGCAUCUGAAUCUCAGGUUGCUUCCGCCGCGGACGAAUCUACUCUAAACGCCCAGGACAACUCCAGUCGAUACGGACAACCAGAACAAUACCCAAGCUUAUCUACUACGCAUUCGGCCGACUCUACGCCUACAAAUGAAUCGACGCAACGAAGAUCUACAAGACAAAAAACAGUCAAGUUAUUUCCGAAUGGAAAGCUGCUGAGUUCUCCGGGGCCUGAAACAAUCGACGAGACGCCCAGGAAGAAAAAGCCCAGCAAGCGGGGCAAGACGAAUGACCAGAAAGAUGGCGGGAAGAAAGGGUUGCUUGUCAUAAGGUAUGGUAAUGAUGAUGAAAAUAGGAAACGCCUUGGCGUCUUGGUCGACGAUAUCAUCAGUGGCCGGAAAAGACACGGCGCUCCAAGCGUGGUCCCUGCCCGAGUACCGGCUCCAAAGAAAAAGAUGCCAUCGAAACCGACGCAUCCGUUCUUUAUGAAAAAGUCUACUCAAUCAGAUACAAUGCCAACUUCAUUGUCUGGCCAUAGCUCGGAACAGGGUGAUACAACACCAAGUGAACACUCGGCUUCGAUUCCAGAUAGGAAUAGGCCAGGCAUUAAACCGACAUCAUUCGCCAGCUUCAAACCCAAGCCUAAAUUUCCCGAAGCUAUUCAGCCAGUAUGGCCUCCACGAGAUUUCACGCAUAUCCGCGGUAUCGAUACAAAGGCUGUGCGGACCCCGAAGCCUUCCUUGAACAUACACUUGAAGAAAGCGAAAAUGGCAGCUAUUUCUAUCCAUGACAAGGAAAAUGUCCUUUCACCUGAAGUCCAAGGCUAUCACCAUGACACUGCAUCAGUACUACGAACCCCAGGCAGAGCCGUCGCCAGUGGAACUACUCUGCAAAAGGCAGUGACCAGAGAGCUUUCUCCGCCAUGCCUGUCCGGACCGAACAAAGACUCUCUAAGCAACAACUGCCAUCCUGCCAUCCGAAAGUUGCAUUCCUCCCUUAGGUCCUCGAUGACAGCCUUUGACCGUGGGCAAUACGAUACGCUUCUAUGGGCUCACAAAUAUGCCCCCAACACGGCGGACGAUGUUCUUCAGCCUGCUCGUGAAGCAUCUACGCUACGCGAUUGGUUGAAGUACCUCAUGGUUUCAGCUGUCGAUACUGGUAAACCUUCUAAAGAUGCCGAAAAAGCCAAACAAAAGUUGGACGAGAAAAAACGGAAGAAGCGCAAGUCAGAUAAGCUAGACGGGUUCAUUGUUUCAAGCGAAGAUGAGGCCUUUGAACUGGGUGAGAUCAGUGGCUCUGACGAUGAACUUGCCGGUGAUGUGACCGUUUCAUCUAAAAAGUCUCUAGUAAGGUCGGCAGACUUGGCUGGUGGUUCUUCCAAAUCCAAGGUUGAUAAACCACGAGUUUCGAAUGCAAUCCUGCUCAGUGGUCCUUCUGGGUGUGGAAAGACUGCAUCUGUCUAUGCGGUGGCUAAGGAGCUUGACUUCGAGGUCUUUGAGAUAACGCCGGGCAACCGGCGCAGCGCUAAAGACAUCCUGGACCGCGUUGGUGACAUGACACGAAAUCAUCUUGUGCAACACGCCAACUCUGGUGAACAGCGCUCAAAUAGUCAACCUCCUGAAAGUGAGCCUCCAGAUCUAGGGCCGGAAGAUACUAAACAGAACAAACUAGUAGGCUUCUUCAAGUCAGUUCCAGCCAAAGCUCCGAAGAAAAAGGCAAAGUCUCCAGAAAAGGAGUCUGAAAGAGAAUCUAGCCAGAAGUCUCCUCGUCAUCAGAAGCAGUCUUUGAUUCUUCUGGAGGAAGCAGACAUUCUGUUCGACGAGGACAGGCAAUUCUGGUCUGGUGUGGUCUCCCUCAUUCAGCAAUCAAGACGCCCAAUCAUCAUAACCUGCAAUGAUGAAAAGCUUAUUCCUGUCGACGACAUCUCCUUCCACGCCAUCCUCCGAUACCGAGCUCCUCCCCAACACAUCGUUGUAGACUAUCUACUACUGAUGGCUGCCAACGAAGGCCACAUGAUAAAGCGAGAAGCUAUCGAUAACCUCUACACUGUUGCAGGCAAAGAUCUUCGUCGGUCGAUCAUGGAGCUUGAUUUCUGGUGUCAAAUGGCGGUAGGCAGCGAAAAGUCUGGCCUGGACUGGUUAGUCGACAGGUGGCCUCCAGGGGUGGAUCUCGACGAAGAUGGUGAUCCAGUGCGGGUGCUCAGUUUAAACACAUAUGAACAAUUCAUGGGUUGGUUUAGUCGGGACAUGUUAAUGAGCACCAGCUCAGACCAUAUGGUUGAGCCACAACAGGAGUCCCUGGAUUGGUGGCAACUGAGCCUUCAGGAUAGUGAGUGGCUAUCAGGCUUGGGCAAGCACUCGCCUCAGUCUGCUCCCUCUCAAUCCAACCAGGAACGACUUAAUCAACUGCGACAUCAAGACGACCUCUUCGACUGGAGAAGUGACCUCGAUAUCCUAGGCUCUGGUUGUUCUCUUGAUCACCGCCUGGAUCCUGUUGAUACCUUUGUGCCUCAGCUUUCUGAGAAACAGAGGACAAACUACAUAGAAGGCCACCAACUGCUAACUGCCGAUCUCGCUCCCGAUUACUCCUCACUUUCAAAAGCCAUUGGGAGCACCUUCGGAGUUCUUCUGGACAAAGUCUCCCGACCAAACCAUCAAACUAAUAUCGAGGCUUCGCAAUCCACCAAAGUAUUGGCAAAUAUUACCAGACCUAAAACGCCAGGUCCCACGCCCGCUGACUUUCUCAGGGCCUUCGAGCCCGUCAUGCGAGCUGACUACGUAUUCCCUAUUCCGACGGGGCGAUUAUCCCCGUCAUUCGAGAACGGAAUCGGCCCGAUCGCGGAGGAUUUAGGGCCCUACAUCAGAGCCAUCAUGGCUUUUGAUCUCAGACUCGAACAGUACCGAUUGCAGUUAAGCGGGCUACUCUCUCAACAGAGACAAGGAACGAAGAGAGUGCGAAAGACGAGGGCGAGUCGGGCGGCCCUCGAAGGGGGUAGCAAAUCCGAAACUCGAAAGGAACGGUGGUUUCCUACGGACACCAAUCCUGCUCUCAUUCUCGCCACCGGUAAACCACAGUGGCAGGAUCUCCUUGUCCAGAAUGGAUAUUUCACUAUAACAUCCGUCGAGGAUGUCCGUCAAGAGGCAAGCGAGCCCGCUGUCGAGAGCUCGAGCGAAGGAGGCAUAUAAUGUAAACUAGAUGUAUAGAUACCCCCGUCCGGGCUGGGUUUGGAGUUCUUGCAAUAUGAAUGAAAUGUAUACCAUGUGAUUUGAAAGAUACACUGCGUGUUAAUAGGAAUCCCUCUGUACCUAUACUUCAGCAAUCACAUGGGCUGGUAAACACGAUAUCGUCAUAGCUGUCCAAUAGUAGUCUAGCGUGGUCCACCGCCCGCCCCCAAGGAAGUCGUCCGU
Molecule: messenger RNA, 3915 nt
Organism: Aspergillus melleus
Lineage: Eukaryota; Fungi; Ascomycota; Eurotiomycetes; Eurotiales; Aspergillaceae
Exons: 3
Coding region: 118-3693 (1191 amino acids)
Cellular component (GO): nucleus
Molecular function (GO): ATP hydrolysis activity; DNA binding; ATP binding
Source: RefSeq, a predicted model, not a curated record